Messenger RNA from Entrophospora sp. SA101, 1668 nucleotides. The record is from the annotation of a GenBank genome assembly. NCBI's taxonomy places the organism in Eukaryota, Fungi, Glomeromycota, Glomeromycetes, Entrophosporales, Entrophosporaceae.
AUGGCAAAAUUUUUUCCGUUGUUAUUUGUUGUACUAGUGCUAUAUAGUUCAGAGGAAAGGCUGAAUAAGCAAUGGUUGGAAGAUUCUGAAAAUAAUAUUGUUUAUUAUAUUUUGAUCAGAGCAAUUAAUAGAUUUUAUGAAAUUCAUAAUCGUUAUCCAGAUGCUGAGACUUUUUUUAUUGAAAUUGAUUCAAGUGAAUAUACAGAACAAGCUAGAUCAGAAUUUGACUCAUUAAAAACAAUUGUCAUUGAUUUAUUAAGAGAAUGUGAUAUUACAAAUAUUCCUGACCAUUUGGAUAAUUAUAUUCAUGAAAUAUGUCGAGCUGGCGGAUCAGAAUUACCAAACAUUGCCGCUUUACUUGGUGGUUUGGUAUCUCAAGAAAUCAUUAAACUUAUUACUCAUCAAUAUAUUCCUAUGGAAAAUACUAGCAUUUUCGAUGGAAUUAAAUCGACUGCUUCUACUUUUGUAUUGAAACAUGAACCACCAUUAGCAAUCGAGUCUAUGACUGUUCUUGAUACUAUUAGAUUCGGGGGAACUAUCGCAACUGGGUGCCAUGGUGCUAUAACUGAUUCAAGAACACUUGCUGAACAAGUUGUUGGUUUGGAAAUAGUGACUAGCUCGGGUGAAGUACAAAAAUUUGAAUAUGACCCUAACAACCCAGACGAGAUGGAAGCUGCACGUGUCAAUUUGGGACUCUUUGGUGUUAUUUACAAAAUAUCCUUUCUUGUUAAGCCAAUGUACAAACUUCGAAUGAAGGAUACUUACCCCGAAUUAAAAUCUUUUACUGGUGAAAAUAUUAAAGAUUUUGUGAAGAAUCCUAUAGUUGACGGAGUUGAGAUAUUCUAUUGGCCAUUUAAUGAAUCACGCCAUUCAACCGACUCUUCGAAAGACAAACUUUGGAUAAAAGUAUGGGAAAACAUAAUUAACGAUCAACAACCCAGUCUAAAUCAAGAUCAGGUAAAGGCGUUUCGCAGAAAACAGGAAGGUUUUAGUCGCCUUGCCAACGGUUUUUACAAACAUCUUAUAGAUGAUCCAACCAAGACUCCAAAGAUCACACACGGUGCCGGACUGCUUAGGAAAGAAUUUAUAGACGAUAAGAUAAAUAAUCUGGUAUGGGAGGUACCAGAUGCGACCCAUUACCAGGCAGGAAUUGAUAAUAUCCUUUGUCGGGAUUUGGAAUUCGCUAUUAAAGCUGACAAAGACUUCGAAAACAUCAUCACAGAACUGAAUUAUAUUGUCGAUAGAAUUUAUGAGGAAAAACAGAAAAAAAAAUAUCCCAUUAAUUUAGUUGUUGAACUACGGAUUCUUAAAAGCUCGACAGCUCUCCUGUCAACUGCAUACGACGAAGAUCCCGAUGCCUAUUAUUUCUUUAUCGAAGUUCUUUCUUUCAGAUAUUUCAACAAACAUAAUAACACCUGCAUAGAUACAGAAUACUUUGAGGAGUUUUCCAAUGAACUUGCCCAACGAUGGAUGGAAAAAUAUAAUGCGAGACCUCAUUGGGCCAAAUCUUGGGAAGAUGUUCCGAACAUUAAAGGUUAUCUGCACAAUUUGCUGAAAGAACGUAUCCAAAGAUUCGAGGCUGUCCGCGCAAAAUAUGAUCCAACGAAUAUGUUUUUUGAUAACGAUUCUCUCCGCGAGGUGUUUUAUGGACCAGGAAACUUGAAAUAA